GAGAGAGACUCUGCUGGGAAGUGGAAACCCUCUCAGAAGGAGGUGUGACUCAGCCGUGGAUGGAAACUGAGUCAACAAAACAAGUAUUGAUCACAGCAGAACCAGCUGAUUCUGCUGUGAUCAAUCUGAACUCCAUUUGAUUGAUUGGUGGAGUCCCAGCUUGUUGAUUUUAAAGAGAUAAAAGUCCAGUUGGAGGAGGACUGGAAAGACUCGAAGAUCAAAACUGAUUCCAGGUCUGAUUGCUGAACUGACUGACUUGGCACCUGAUUGGUGGAAUCUGAGGAAUCCUGAUUGACUUAUUGGAAGUAUUGACAGCUGAUUGGGAGGCCGGGGUUGAUCGAUCAGGAGGAUGAGUGUAGCAGGGGAGGUGGUGUGUGAAGGCUGGCUGAGGAAGUCACCACCGGAGAAGAAGCUCCGGCGUUAUGCGUGGAAGAGGCGUUGGUUCGUGCUGCGGAGCGGCCGGCUGAGCGGCGAGCCGGACGUCCUGCAGUACUUCAAGAACCAGCAGUCCCGUCGGCCAAUCAGGACCAUCAACCUGAACCUGUGCGAACAGGUGGAUGCCGGCCUGACGUUCACGAAGAAGGAGCUGGAGAGCAGCUUCGUUUUCGACCUGAGGACGCAGGAGAGGACCUGGUACCUGGUGGCGGAGUCUGAGGAGGACAUGAACCGCUGGGUGUCCUCCAUCUGCCUGCUCUGUGGCUUCAACCCGACGGAUGACGUCCCAGAGAGACCUCCUGUCUCCGGCUCGUCCUCCAUCCCAGCGAUGACCAUGGGCAGCGGCAUCGCCACGGCAACAGGGUCAGUCCCACCGCCCUACGACCCGGUGAAUGUGAGGAACCUGCUGCACGACGUCAAUGCAGAAGAAGAUUACCUGUGGCUAUCGCACUGCCAGAGUCACAUCAGGCCUCCUUUAGGUUCCUCCACAUCUCUUGAAACCGACUCGAACGACAACCCUCUUCCCUCCUCCUCCUCUUCCUCUUCCUCCUCUCCCUCCCUGCAUCCAAACGGCAUCCCGCUUCUCUCUUCCUCCGGCUUCAGGACAGCUACUUGGACGGCUGCCUCCAUGCCGGGCCCUUUGAGCCAGUCUCUGGAUGCCAGCUUGACCUUUGACCCCAAGAGACGAGCAGGCCGCCCUCGUUGUCACCCCUCUCCUCAUCCCAGGAAGCACUCCCUGGACUUCCACCUGCGGCCCGUGGCGAUACCUCUCAGCGACGAUACACACUCCACCGUGUAUCCGAACAUGCACUCAUACACCACCAGUGGUUACCAGAUCCCACGUCCUGCGUCCACCACCCAACCACGACCCCCUCGCCGCCCGUCCUCCACCCCCAGCGUGGACUCCCUGACCCAGGCGGAGCUCCACGCCUCCACCCCGACUCCCCCUCCACGCCCGCCCAAGCCCCAGAGCGCUGCGGCCCAGGGAGAGGGCUCGGCUGUGGGCUCGUGGUCUGCCACGCUCCCCCGCUCCACCUCAGAACUAGACAGGAGGGAUGGAGGUGUGGAGGGAGGAGGUCUGCCAAGGAGCAACACCAUCACUGCGUCAGGACGCACGCCGACAGGUUGUGACUCUUUUCACAUCCCUCAGUCUCUGUCCGACAGAGCGAGCAUGUUUGAGUUCAGCGAGAGCUUCAACAGUUACUUUUUUAAUAAAGGCAUGGUACCUCUGGGUAGCGUUUGCACUGAAGCUGAUGAUGUGGACGAGAACUAUGUUCCCAUGAGCGCUGCCACCACCGAGCCUCCUGUUGCACCAAGGGUUCCUCCACAUCCUCCCUCCGACCCCUCUCUCCAGCUCCAGGAUGCCAACUACGUCCCCAUGAUCCCCCUCACUCCUUCCCUUCCCGUUCAUUCCACCCCUGCUGUGGGUGACCUGGCCUCCCUGGGAAGACAAGUCCCACCGCCAGCCCACAUGGGUUUUCGUAACUCCCCCCUGAGUCCCGUGGCCCCUCUAACCCCGCCGCUACGGAGGAACACUAUGAACACUGCAGGUGGAGUCAAAGUGGAGGCCACGCCACCUCCGAUCCACCGAAACCUGAAACCACAACGCAGAGUAGUUGGUGUCGGUCAGCCUGCAGAGAGAACAGACGUCCAGACGGCUGCAGAGACGACACACAAAAAAAGGGUGAAACCAGCUCCUCUGGACAUCAAUCCUGUACAGCAGGAAUGGCAGGAAGUCCCGCCCCCUGUCCGCUCACCUGUCACUCGAACCUUCACGCGAGAUCCGUCCAGUUGUCGGUCGGUCAGGCCAACGUCUGCUCACAGCUCCUCGCCCUCCUCCGACUCCGAUGACACAGAUGACAGCUACAUCGCCAUGACGACCACCCCCACCUUCAGUUUAAGCGCCGGGGAACCGUCUCUGAGGCUCAUGCUGCACCGGGCCUCAGAAGGCGGAGUCAGCAGCCCGAUGAUACGGCGAGCCAGAGGCGACAAACAGGUGGAGUACCUGGACCUGGACCUCCACACCGGGCGAUCGACACUAACAAGACAGAAACGCUGCACGGCAGAAGGUGGAGGCGGCAGCGAGCAGGCCGGAGCAGGCGAGGAGCGUGCACGGGGCGAGCGUACACGUGUGGAGUACGUGGUGGUGGACCCCAAAAGAACCAAGGCCCUGAGGAGCACCAGAGAAGCAUGGCAUGAUGGGAGGAUGUCCACGGAGAAGGAGAAAUGCUAGAGCCAACUCCUUACUCCUAAAAUGUCCAUUUUAAACUCAAAUCACUGUUUGACUCCUGCAGGUAGCAACAAGGAAGUUUAGUUUUUUUUAUUAUUGCUGCUACAAUGAAAUAUUUUGAAGAUUGACAAUCAAUAAGUUCAGUUUUUGUUUAUUGAACUAAAUGGAAGGAAUGUUACAAUACAUGUAUCCAUAGCAUGGUGAACGUGGUUUUAUGUCAGUGUUUUUAAGGUAGAGAAUCAGAGAAUCUGAGGUUCUAAUUAGCUAAUUUUUCCCUCCACAGUAUAUUUGCCUCUAAGAAAUGUUGUAGAAAUAAAAGGUUUGAUACCAGUUUCUAAAGAAAUUACGAGUCAGCACAGAUAAAUAGUUCUCUAAACAUCAUGCUUCCUCCUGAGAUAAAACUAUCAGUGAUAAUUGUCUUACGUAAUUAUCUCUGCAGCUUCGGGUGCAGUGAGUAAUGUCACUUAAUUGAUUCUGUAAUCGCAGUGAUGACUGUCAAACGGAUGAUUGAAAUGAAUAAACAAUA
Molecule: messenger RNA, 3191 nt
Organism: Anoplopoma fimbria (sablefish)
Lineage: Eukaryota; Metazoa; Chordata; Actinopteri; Perciformes; Anoplopomatidae
Product: GRB2-associated-binding protein 1-like
Exons: 13
Coding region: 350-2668 (772 amino acids)
Source: RefSeq, a predicted model, not a curated record